Hymenoscyphus albidus is the source of this 1852-nucleotide messenger RNA. The record is from the annotation of a GenBank genome assembly. Lineage: Eukaryota; Fungi; Ascomycota; Leotiomycetes; Helotiales; Helotiaceae.
CCCCUCACCCAAUUCUGUCGUCAUAAUUGUGUUGAACUCCCUUCACAAUCCUCUGCACUCUUUGCAUCCAUUCCUGCGAUAAUCACCACCAAAUUACCCGGCGUUUCCGCUCUACUCUCGUCCUAAAAAUAACGGACUCUUCUCUCGUGCCACUCUGCUGCUCUGCACCCCCUUACCGCCCGCCGGCGCCAGCACGCACGCAGCAACGCAGUUAGACUUAUUCUCGGGAGUGGACACCACGAUUGCUGUGGCACUGACCCGCCUCUCCACUGAGUCCACCCAUUCCGAAGCGCUCCCUGCCAAUCGUAAGCCCGCAGGCAGACCUUAGCUCUUCAGAUCAACGUGCAGGAACAACAACCGGGCCCCCUUUCCAGCUUCUACCCUGUCUCGCCUGCCUGUCGCAAAGCACAUACCUGCCCUGCACCUGCCUGCACCUGCACCCUUUACCACUCACUCUCCUCCCUGGGCGACAAACGGCAUUUUCACUACUCACUCGCUCACUUACUCCCAACUACUCACUCUACUUUCUCCUGUCGCAAACAUUCCAACAACAACAACAACAUCACCACCAUCACCAUCAUAUCGACAUCUCACUCAAUAGCAAAUAUGUCUUCCGAAACGAAGCCCACCAUGCCGUAUAAUACUCGAAGGAAAUCGUUGUCAUUGCCUUCGCUCGGUAUCCAUCUCCCCGUUACGCAUGCUGCUAGAGCCGCCGCACGACUUUCACCGCCUACAGCCGGCCCAAAUUCUGAACAUCCUCCGUCCAAAAAAUUAAAGCGGUCGCAUGAGGACUCAAUGCCCAUGUCACCUCCUCCAAAACGAACUUCAAUUAAAUACGAAAACACCCCACCGCCGUCCCCCGAAGCUGAAUCGCAUGAGCUCGAUGCCGAUACCAAGCCAAGAGAGAUCAGUCUGGAAGGAAUAAACGACGAGAUUGUAGAGAACGUGAUUGUUUUGUUGCAGAAAACCGGAAAUAGACCACACUUGGUAAAGGAAUUGGCUGCGAUACUUUCGCAAAAGGUCAGAAUAGUAGAGCAGUAAGUUUCCAAUUUCCUCUUGUUGAUUUCUGCACCAAGCUUACGGAAUGCGCAGAUCUGCGAACCCAUCAGCAAUCAUCUCUUCACGACUUGCGUCGUAUCUGAAGCGAUCAUGGACGGCGUCAGCACCUUGUCCUGUGGCGAAAGAAUUGGAAACAGUUCAUCCACGAAGAACGUACUUUUACUUGACGACAUAUCCACAUCAACCAAUUCCUGAUCCCUCAAAUGUACAAUUUCCACAGAGAUCGUUUAUCACGCCUUCACUAUCGAGUGCUGCCUCGAGAAGCGAUGAAAACGACGCCGAGCGAAGGCGAGAACUAUCGCCAUCUCCAGAAGUGGACCUUUCCUCGACCGAGUUCGAUGACGAUGAUAUUAUUUCGCCACCUACACCCACGGGUUCUUUCUCUGGCCGACCCGAUGUCGCGAUUCGAAAUAAUCGCGCCUCAUCGCCGCCACUUGAGAAAGAUGAGAAGGAGUUUACCCAGACCGCUCGAGGAAUGCAGAAAAGGAAAUUCAGUGGGGAUGAAAAUAUGAGUGGCGUGCCAUCAGACAUGGCAGAUCACCCAAUGAAGAGCUCAGAAACGGAUGUGCUAUUUGGAAUGCAUCCUUCGUUUCCAGGAAUGGGGAAAAGUUUCCACGCUGCAGAAUUCAGCAGCCCCGCCAUGAAACCUCAUCUGUCAAUCAAUGUCCUGAAGCGGGGCUUCGAGGAGACGAGUGAUACAUGGGCCCGUCUUGAGGGUGCCAUGGAGUGGGAUAUGAGAAGUCCCGAACACAUCGAGUUGGACGAGUUGGAAGGGAUGCUUGACGAUUUUUAA